AGCAUGUCCUGGGUGAACAUUUCUGUGCGUGAGGCCCUGGAGGCAUGUCAGUAUCAAAUGUAUGGCGAGCUCUCCAGGGUGGUGACCAGGGCCUAUGUCGACGCCGCUGCCCAGAACAUCGCUGGCCAGGAGCAUGGGCUCCAGGCGCACUUGCUGCCGGCUGCUAUUCGUUUUGCACGCGAGGUUGAGCGCCUUGGCCUGACGCUGAGCACCAA
Messenger RNA from Prorocentrum cordatum, 215 nucleotides. The record is from the annotation of a GenBank genome assembly. Lineage: Eukaryota; Dinophyceae; Prorocentrales; Prorocentraceae.